Zingiber officinale is the source of this 498-nucleotide messenger RNA. Its product is annotated as serine/threonine-protein kinase GG21441-like. The transcript has 3 exons. NCBI's taxonomy places the organism in Eukaryota, Viridiplantae, Streptophyta, Magnoliopsida, Zingiberales, Zingiberaceae. The record is from RefSeq and is a predicted model, not a curated record. Gene Ontology annotation, biological process: mitotic spindle organization; protein phosphorylation; regulation of cytokinesis. The coding region runs from base 1 to 420 and encodes 139 amino acids. Gene Ontology annotation, cellular component: chromosome passenger complex; spindle microtubule; spindle pole centrosome. Gene Ontology annotation, molecular function: protein kinase activity; ATP binding.
AUGCCAUUUCCGCCAUUUUUUUUUCCCGUCGCCUCGCGUCGGGAUUCGCCUUCCACCAGCGAGUCAAUCUCCUCCGCCGUCUCCUCUGUUGCUGCUCAAUCCCUCUCUUCGAUGGCCGUCGUCGCGGAAUCGCAGCAGGAAUCGGAGUACAUUGCAUCGUUAGCACGAUUACACAGAGAUAUUAAGCCAGAGAAUUUAUUGAUUGGUCUCCAGCUAAGUGGUGAGCUGAAAAUUGCAGAUUUUGGGUGGUCAGUCCACACAUUCAAUCGUAGGCAGACCAUGUGUGGAACACUUGAUUACCUUCCCCCUGAAAUGGGUAUUGCAUGUCAAAUUGUUCUAUAUUAUUGUCUAAUAAGUUUUGCCUCAACUUAUAUUCUUUUCAUCCAUAUACUUUGUCGUAGUGGAGAGUGUUCAACAUGAUGCUAGUGUGGAUAUUUGGAGCUUGGGUGUAUUGUGCUGAGUUCCUUUAUGGAGUUCCUCCAUUUGAAGCAAAGUUAA